Molecule: messenger RNA, 821 nt
Organism: Dinoponera quadriceps
Lineage: Eukaryota; Metazoa; Arthropoda; Insecta; Hymenoptera; Formicidae
Exons: 2
Coding region: 114-557 (147 amino acids)
Source: RefSeq, a predicted model, not a curated record
GCGACCCUUUUGUUUAUGACCCACGCUGAAAGUUGUUUUGGUUCACAUCAAUAGAUUCACACAAACAAGAGACGCUUUUACUUUGAAUAAAGUUACAAUAGAAUUUCUACAAUAUGAAAACAGUAUACUGUUUUGCCUUUAUUGCGAUUGUCGGGUCCCUCACAUUGGCUGAAAGUGGAAUUCGCUCACAAGGCUUGCAGCAAAAUUAUCAAUCAGGACGUCAGAGCGGUUACUCCAACAGUGCACAAGCCAAAUAUUACAAGACGAAUCCAAAAUUGGAAGAAACGACGGCAUCCGGGAAGCUGAAUGUACCUCCGACUCAGAAAAUGAAUGUUUCAGCGUGGGGGAUAAUUGGAAUAAUUUUAGGUGUAAUUAUACUCAGUACAAUAACGUACUAUGUGUUCAUAUUAUACCCGUACAUAUGUAAAAAAGAACAGUCCUACGAUACUAUGGAAUUAACAGACGUUAACUCAGUGUGCACUGUUAGCGACACUCCUAACAUGCCACUGUAUCAUAACUCGAAUGACGUAUCAGGCUAUGUAUCGGUAAUUCGUUAAGAUGGAGAAGUGGGAAGAUAAUCUUACGUUUAUUCUACGAUUACGUAAACGAGAUAGACUCGCCUAGGGUAUCGACACUUUUAUACGAACUUUACUACAUGAACUGACUAUCUCAGAAUGUUUGAGUAGAAAAGUACCAAACGUUGAGAUUAUUAGCAUUUUUUUUAUAUUUCUUUUUACACACAAUAUAUAAUAUAGAGUAAAUUAUAAAUUUUUAUAAACUUUACAAGCAUUUACAGCAAUCGGUAUAGAAAUAAUUUUUUU